Kuraishia capsulata CBS 1993 is the source of this 573-nucleotide messenger RNA. RefSeq lists its product as uncharacterized. Lineage: Eukaryota; Fungi; Ascomycota; Pichiomycetes; Pichiales; Pichiaceae. The record is from RefSeq and is a predicted model, not a curated record. The transcript has a single exon. Gene Ontology annotation, cellular component: cytosol; membrane; intracellular membrane-bounded organelle. Bases 1 to 573 code for a protein of 190 amino acids. Gene Ontology annotation, molecular function: calcium ion binding.
AUGGGAAAGGCUGCAUCGAAGUUAUCCAAUGAGGAUCUAAACGAGCUGAAGAAAUCCACGAAAUUCCAGACCAAAGAGCUGAAACAGUGGUACAAAGGGUUCAAGCGAGACUGUCCUUCUGGGAAACUCACCAGAGAAGAGUUUAUCCGCAUACACAAGCAAUUUUUUCCCUUUGGAGACCCCACAGACUUCAGCAAUUACGCAUUUGAUGCCUUUGACAAGGACAAAAGCGAUGCCAUUGAUUUCAAAGAGUUUAUCAUCGCAUUGUCCAUAGCCUCUAGAGGCACCAAGGAAGAGAAGCUGCGAUGGACGUUCAACAUGUAUGAUCUGGACAGGGAUGGAAUAAUAUCAUACGACGAGAUGCUUUUGAUAGUAAAGGCAAUUUACAAGAUGAUUGGUCCAAUGGUGGAGUUGUCGGACGACGAAGCCAGUCCGGAUUUACGGGUCCAAAAGAUUUUUAGGCUGAUGCAGAAACAACCCGACGAAAAGAUUAGCCUGGAUGAGUUUACAGCUGGUUCGAAGACAGAUCCCAACAUUGUGAUGUCUCUGGAGCUUUACAGUGGCUUGGUGUGA